AUGUCAACGCAACGCCAAGAUUCGCAGCACGAAGCAGAUCCACAGGGCACCAUCAGUACCAAAGUGGGAGAUAGCGACUCAUCGAUGACCUACGAAUACGCAAAGUAUAUGAAUAACACCGAAAGAAGUGUCCCCAUGCCAGACACAAAGACGCUCGAGAUGGAACGAGACGGCAAACCGUGCAUCGCCCUCUCGUCCUAUGACUGCGACUCCACUUCUUGUAACCCAGUCGAAUACAGGCCCCUGGUACAUCUCUUCAAGCCCGUCAGCGAACAUGAGAUACGCAACCAUACGACCCACCUGACUUCGACAGCCCGUGCCGAGGAAGAAAAGGCGGCACCUACGCAGUUGAGGGCAGAUUUGGACGCGCACUUCCAGGUCCUACAGCGCGAAUUUGAGUGCAAAAGGGGAGUCAGCUGGACACCCUUGCGGCCAUGGGUUAACGAAGAGUGGGAGUGGAGUGACGAUGGCAGUGAGGGGGAUGAUGGGUUUGACUGGUCCUGA
Alternaria ventricosa is the source of this 504-nucleotide messenger RNA. RefSeq lists its product as uncharacterized. Bases 1 to 504 code for a protein of 167 amino acids. The record is from RefSeq and is a predicted model, not a curated record. The transcript has a single exon. Lineage: Eukaryota; Fungi; Ascomycota; Dothideomycetes; Pleosporales; Pleosporaceae.